Magnolia sinica is the source of this 1942-nucleotide messenger RNA. Its product is annotated as laccase-7-like. The record is from RefSeq and is a predicted model, not a curated record. Gene Ontology annotation, molecular function: copper ion binding; hydroquinone:oxygen oxidoreductase activity. The coding region runs from base 241 to 1908 and encodes 555 amino acids. Gene Ontology annotation, cellular component: apoplast. NCBI's taxonomy places the organism in Eukaryota, Viridiplantae, Streptophyta, Magnoliopsida, Magnoliales, Magnoliaceae. Gene Ontology annotation, biological process: lignin catabolic process. The transcript is spliced from 6 exons.
CUACCAAAUUCAUGCAGAUUGCCUAGCACAGCUCUCAAGUUCAAAGCUUAUAUAUAGUGCCCUUAUAUCUCAUUUUUCAUAACUUAAAUUUCAUCCCGCUGCUUUAAAAAGUAUACGUAGAGAUAUAUACUUGUAUAGUCUUUUGCUGGAUUCUCAUAAAUGAUCUCAAAUCAAUAAAAAAGGAGAUCUUCUCUUCCAUUCUCUCUUCCAUCCCUUCCACUCCGUUUCCCAUAUUCCAACAUGGCACGUGCCAUGUGGUUGCUAGUGUGCACUUUCAUGGUGCUUGCUUUUGUGGCUUCUGCUGAUGUUGUUAAGCACACAUUUCGGGUCGGCAAUCUGACAGUUAAACCAUUAUGUGAAGAGCGGGUCGUGGUUGCUGUGAAUGGGCAACUCCCUGGCCCGACAAUCAGUGUUCGAGAGGGCGAUACACUCGUAGUUCAUGUCAUCAAUGAGUCACCCUACAACCUAACGAUACACUGGCACGGGAUACUUCAAAUGCUAACUGGGUGGGCUGAUGGGCCAGUUUACGUGACCCAGUGUCCAAUCCUUCCUGGGAACAGCUACACUUACAGAUUCAACAUCAUUAAGCAGCAAGGGACCCUCUGGUGGCAUGCCCACGUAUCAUGGCUUCGAGCAACCGUCUACGGCGCUCUGAUCAUUCAUCCCAGGGAACAUCGACCCUAUCCUUUCAUCAAACCUCAUAAGCAAUUCCCCAUCAUCUUAGGGGAGUGGUGGAACGCGAACGUGGUGGAUCUAGAGGAUGAGUCUCGUCUCCCUGGAGCAGCAGUGCAUGUCUCUGACGCCUAUACAAUCAACGGAAGGCCCGGCGAUCUCUACCCAUGCGCCAACAACAAUACGUACAAGAUCCAGGUGGCCCACGGUAAGACUUACUUGCUUCGAAUCAUCAACGCUGCCCUCAAUAACGAACUUUUCUUCAAGAUCGCUGGCCACAAUCUGACGGUCGUGGGCAUCGACGCCCUCUACACCGAUCCGUACACCACCGACGUCGUUGUCUUGGCUCCGGGCCAGACCACAGGCGUCCUGCUCGUUGCAAAUGCCACACCUGGGUCCUACUACAUGGCGGCCCGCCCUUACGCUACCGCUCCCAUACCGUUCGAUAGCACAACCACCACCGCCAUCCUCCAGUACAAAGGCUCCACGUCAGUAGCAGCGCCCCUGAUGCCUGUCCUACCGGAAUUCAACGACACUCCAACGGCACACAAGUUCUACAGCAACAUCACCGCCCUGAGCGGUUGGGGCUCCGAGUUGCCUCUCCACGUGGACGAGCACAUGUUUAUAACCGUCGGAUUAGGGCUCGAGCAGUGCGGACAGAAUGCCACGUGUACACGUCCAUCAGCGAGCAUGAACAACGCGUCAUUUCAACUGCCCACCACACUAUCGAUGCUGCAGGCGCACUUUAACGGCGUGCAGGGCAUCUUCACAGACGACUUCCCAGACACGCCCCCGCUCGUGUUUGACUACACAAACGCUAACGCGAGCCAGUUGGUAUCGACGACCCUUAAGUCGACACGUGUCAAGAGGCUCGCCUACAAUUCGACGGUGGAGAUAGUGUUUCAGAACACGGCGAUACUCUCGGUGGAGAACCAUCCGAUCCAUCUGCAUGGGUUUAAUUUCUUCGUGCUCGCGCAGGGGUUCGGAAAUUACGAUAAUACCACUCACCGGAGCAUGUUCAAUUUGGUAAACCCGCAGAAGCGGAACACCAUAGCUGUUCCCGUCGGAGGAUGGGCUGUCAUCAGAUUCCGAGCCAACAAUCCCGGUGUAUGGCUGAUGCAUUGCCACCUGGAUGUCCACCUGUCAUGGGGCUUAGCAACGGCUUUCGUGGUAGAUAAUGGGCCCACCCCUUCGUCGACGCUACCUCCACCACCGCCCGAUCUACCUCGUUGCUAGAGCAUAGCGAUUUUAUUUAUCAUGCUCUAGUAUG